AUGCUGCUGCCUUAUGUUAAGAAGCUUGAGACUUAUAUGAAGAGUGGUACAAGGCAUCCGCUUUAUCCCUGGUCUGUGGCUUCUAGGCUUCGCCAAUUCCCUUACGCAUGGUAUUAUCAGAACAACAAGUUCGUUCGGUACUAUGUGCUAUCGAUGUCUGUGUUUCUACCAUUUAGUGUUUACCUCCUCAUUAAGUUCCACUAUGUGAAGAAGAAGCUUACGCACAACUACGAUCCGUUUGACCCCAACGAAAUUCCUGCUAGCAAGUUGGGACGCCAUUGA
Hydatigera taeniaeformis is the source of this 282-nucleotide messenger RNA. The record is from the annotation of a GenBank genome assembly. NCBI's taxonomy places the organism in Eukaryota, Metazoa, Platyhelminthes, Cestoda, Cyclophyllidea, Taeniidae.